Eurytemora carolleeae is the source of this 1052-nucleotide messenger RNA. Its product is annotated as FMRFamide receptor. Gene Ontology annotation, cellular component: membrane. The record is from RefSeq and is a predicted model, not a curated record. NCBI's taxonomy places the organism in Eukaryota, Metazoa, Arthropoda, Copepoda, Calanoida, Temoridae. Bases 96 to 1052 code for a protein of 318 amino acids. The transcript is spliced from 14 exons. Gene Ontology annotation, biological process: G protein-coupled receptor signaling pathway. Gene Ontology annotation, molecular function: G protein-coupled receptor activity.
AGAUUUACACAUUUAGACAAUGAAAAGUAAAAUAUGACGUGAAUAUCGAAAGAUGAAUAUCUAACUGACAAGAUUUCCUCUGAUCUUUGUCUAACAUGGAGAUAUCUUCUACUACAGAAACCCUGGACCAGUUUACUGCUGGUUUGGAGGAGGGGUUCAUAAAUAUAACCCUAGCUACCUUGGGCUGUAAGGAGAUAUACAAACCACCCUGCUCGUGGGUGGAUAAUAUAACCUGCUCCCUAAAUCCCCCAACAGAGAACAGGACAGAGAACCCAGGUUUGAAUAUAAGUAACGAGGAUGGUUGCUUCCAUCAGAGUUUACUUGAGGAUACAACAGAGUUCAGGCAUUACAAGCAGUUCUCCAAAACAGUUGGUCUCAUAACCAUAGUUGUGAGCUCCUGUGGUAUCCUGGGAAACCUGCUGAGUAUCCUGGUUCUAGUUCUAAAAGAAACUAGAAACUGUUUCAACCAACUGCUCAUCGCGCUCAAUAUCUUUGACAGUUUGUUUCUUGUAUUCGCUAUCCUGGAAGGAUUGAGGACAGACUUCAACCAGAUAUAUCUUGCCAUUACUAGCCAAUACUUUCUCAACUUCGUGCACUAUCCCUUACUCAGGAUAUGUAUGUGUGCCAGUAUAUUUCUAAUUAUUGGAGUUGCUGUAGAAAGAUACCUGGCAGUCUGCAGACCCCAUCACUACCGCGAGCUCCAGGUUCAGAACUACAGAGCAUUUAUUUACAUCGUUCCAUCUGCCCUGGCAGCCAUUGGACUCAACUUUCCCAGGUUCCUUGAGAUAACCACAGCUGACUAUUGUAUAGUGAUGGAGGAGUGUGGGUGUGAAACUAUAGUGCAGACGCAUCAUGUACCCUCUGACAUGAGGAAUCAUCCUCUCUACGUUCUCUUCUACUCUAACCUGGCCUGGCUCUUCUUUACAGGAAUAAUACCGUUCAUUGUCCUGACGAUCCUAAACCUGAAGAUCUACCGAUCAAUGCAGAUCGUGAAGAGAAAUCUGCAAAAGAGUUCAACCGUGGGUGGAGCAGCUAUGAGGAUGACGGACUAA